Dipodomys ordii (Ord's kangaroo rat) is the source of this 2627-nucleotide messenger RNA. RefSeq names its product nuclear factor of activated T-cells, cytoplasmic, calcineurin-dependent 2 (gene Nfatc2). NCBI's taxonomy places the organism in Eukaryota, Metazoa, Chordata, Mammalia, Rodentia, Heteromyidae. The transcript has 9 exons. Gene Ontology annotation, cellular component: transcription regulator complex. Gene Ontology annotation, biological process: cytokine production; regulation of transcription by RNA polymerase II; calcineurin-NFAT signaling cascade. Gene Ontology annotation, molecular function: DNA-binding transcription factor activity, RNA polymerase II-specific; transcription factor binding; RNA polymerase II cis-regulatory region sequence-specific DNA binding. The record is from RefSeq and is a predicted model, not a curated record. The coding region runs from base 274 to 1707 and encodes 477 amino acids.
GAGGAGCGGGGGAACCCGCCCCCCGAGUCCAUCCUGCUGGUGCCCCCCGCCUGGCCCAAGCAGCUGGUGCCCGCCAUCCCCAUCUGCAGCAUCCCGGUGACGGCCUCCCUCCCGCCGCUGGAGUGGCCGCUGUCCAGCCAGGCGGGCUCCUACGAGCUGCGGAUCGAGGUGCAGCCCAAGCCCCACCACCGCGCCCACUACGAGACUGAGGGCAGCCGAGGUGCCGUGAAGGCUCCCACCGGGGGCCACCCCGUGGUUCAGCUGCAUGGCUACAUGGACUCCAAGCCUCUGGGGCUGCAGAUCUUCAUCGGGACGGCAGACGAACGCAUCCUGAAGCCGCACGCCUUCUACCAGGUGCACCGGAUAACGGGGAAGACCGUCACCACCACCAGCUACGAGAAGAUCGUGGGCAACACCAAAGUCCUGGAGAUCCCCUUGGAGCCCAAGAACAACAUGAGGGCCACCAUCGACUGUGCGGGCAUCCUGAAGCUGCGGAAUGCGGACAUCGAGCUGCGGAAGGGGGAGACGGACAUCGGCAGGAAGAACACGCGCGUGCGUCUGGUGUUCCGCGUGCACAUCCCCGAGGCCAGCGGCCGCAUCGUCUCGCUGCAGACCGCGUCCAACCCCAUCGAGUGCUCCCAGCGGUCUGCCCACGAGCUGCCCAUGGUGGAGAGACAGGACAUGGAUGGCUGCCUGGUCUACGGUGGCCAGCAGAUGAUCCUCACGGGGCAGAACUUCACGGCCGAGUCCAAAGUGGUGUUCACGGAGAAGACCACAGAUGGGCAGCAAAUUUGGGAGAUGGAGGCUACUGUGGACAAAGACAAGAGCCAGCCUAACAUGCUUUUUGUGGAGAUCCCUGAGUACCGGAGCAAGCACAUCCGCAUCCCUGUAAAGGUCAACUUCCACGUCAUCAACGGGAAAAGAAAACGGAGUCAGCCCCAGCACUUCACCUACCACCCAGUCCCGGCCAUCAAGACCGAGCCCACGGACGAGUACGACCCCUCCCUGAUCUGCAGCCCGGCCCACGGAGGCCUGGGGAGCCAGCCCUAUUACCCACAGCACCCGAUGCUGGCCGAGUCCCCGUCCUGCCUGGUGGCCACCAUGGCUCCCUGCCAGCAGUUCCGCUCGGGGCUGUCGUCCCCCGAUGCCCGCUACCAGCAGCAGAGCCCCGCGGCCGUGCUCUACCAGAGGAGCAAGAGCCUGAGCCCCAGCCUGCUGGGCUGCCAGCAGCCGGCCCUGAUGGCGUCCCCCCUGGCCCUGGCCGACGCCCACCGCUCGGUGCUGGUGCACGCGGGCGCCCAGGGCCAGGGCUCGGCCCUGCCGCCCCCGGGCCCCGCCGGCCCGCAGGCCUCGCCCGUCAUCCACUAUUCGCCCACCAGCCAGCCGCUGCGCUGCGGGGCCCACCAGGAGUUCCAGCACAUCAUGUACUGCGAAAACUUCGCCCCGGGCCCCACCAGGCCCGGCCCGCCCCCCGGCGGCCAGGGCCAGCGGCUGAGCCCCGGCUCCUACCCCACGGUCAUCCAGCAGCAGAGUGCCCCCAGCCAAAGGGCCCCCAAAAACGGACCCCCGGCCAGUGACCAAAAGGAAGUAUUGCCCACCGGAGUGACGAUCAAACAGGAGCAGAACUUGGACCAAACCUACUUGGAUGACGUUAAUGAAAUUAUCAGGAAAGAGUUUUCAGGACCUCCCGCCAGAAAUCAGACGUAGAGCAGCCAUCACACAAGACGAGACGCCUUGGACUCCGGCCCCUCCCUGUCCUCCUCCUGCGUCCCUCCCUCUGCUGGAGGCCACACCUGGACCUGGGUGUGGUCGGCCCGCGUAGGGCCACGCCCCUCAACACCGCACGGACCCUCCUCCACUGAGCGCCCUGGGUGGUGCAUGACGAUGUGUCCGGCGGCAAGUGCCUGCUGCCCAAGGCCGUCCUGAGAGCCGCCGGAUGAGGACCGCACGGGAGACGGAGGAGACAGCGGCGGGCUCUGACAGGACACCGCGCCCCCCUCCCCGUGCGUUGGUCCAGGCCACAGAGAUGGCGCCUGUCCCCUUUGGAGGAUGAGGGCCUCGCCUGCAGGCAGCCUCGGGACCCUCCCCUCCCCCACGCCCGCCGUGCAGCCUGCUUCCACCACAGCUGGCCACAGUGAGCGCUCCUUUCCUGGUGUUUUGCCUUCUCCAGACAAAGAGCCACUGUCCCCACUUCUCGGCGUUAAGUUAGGUUAUCUCUUCUCAUUUUCCCUCCGCUUCAAAGAGCCGGCCAGGGAGGCUGGUGAUGGCGCCCCCUCGGCCGCCUCCCUGUACCCUGCGGCCUGCAGCUGCAGCUCACGCAGCAUGAGGCUUGGGGAGCUUCCUGCGAUUCCUUCUCCCCGCCGAGGCCCCUCCAGGUAGGAAGGAACACAGGGGCAUCGGAGGUUGAGACCAGUGGCCAAAGGGCUAGCGCAGCCAAAGUCCAAGCAAAAGGAGGCGUCGUUGCAAUCACCCAAGGGCUUCUGGGAGCGGGUGCCCACCAGGAUCUUCUCUGGAAGAGCUUUCACCCAAGUGCCUUAAGCUCUGCCUGAUUCCGUGGCUCCAGGCAGCCUCAGCCGCCCCCUCCCCCUGGCUUCCACAGCCCCCUCUGCUGGCGCAGCGUGGCACUG